AACCUCCAUUGAGGUUGCCUUGCGGCUUACAUUCCAGAUGUUUCACUAUGGAGACGUAAUUGUUCAGCCACAUAAAAUCUUUUCCAUCGCCUCGUUGCUGUCGUCAACUGUUUCUAGUUCUCACAUUCCUGCAGCAGGCCCCGCCACACUGUUUUCAUAUAUGUACACAGUUUUUCCUAUGCUUUUUUGAUAUCUAAGACAACUUCCAACCUCUCAUCUGCAUUGUAGCUUGUGUAUCUCCUAUAUAUUCUCAUACGGUCGCUACAUUCAUCUUUUCUCAUCCUCAAUUAAAUUACUGAAUCUUUUUGAAUCUUCCGUCUCACAUACCAGUUGUUCAAUCCCUGCUCGCUAUCUCCAUCACACUUCCCAACACUAAAAAUCAGGAGCAAUGGCACGAUCAGCGGCUUCAAGCUUCACCCUCGCUGUCCUCCCCUUCUUGUUCCUUGCCAUGUUCGUCACAUCCGCUGUAGCAACAACAGCAUCUGUAGGACUCACAACUGCCUCCGCUGUACCCUCACCUACAGCCAACGGUACAUAUACCAAGCCCGCCCCAACAAACUCCGGUUCUGUAGCUGCAACAUCCAGUAUUGUCGGCGCCGCGGCCAUCCCCGACGCCCAAUACUCGGCUUUCUUCGCCUUGACCGUCGCUAUCUUCGGAAGCUUCGCUUUGGGUCUCGGACUAUAG
This is a messenger RNA of Mollisia scopiformis, 685 nucleotides long. RefSeq lists its product as uncharacterized. NCBI's taxonomy places the organism in Eukaryota, Fungi, Ascomycota, Leotiomycetes, Helotiales, Mollisiaceae. The transcript has 2 exons. The record is from RefSeq and is a predicted model, not a curated record. The coding region runs from base 389 to 685 and encodes 98 amino acids.